Molecule: messenger RNA, 922 nt
Organism: Suillus subalutaceus
Lineage: Eukaryota; Fungi; Basidiomycota; Agaricomycetes; Boletales; Suillaceae
Product: ribosome 60S biogenesis N-terminal-domain-containing protein
Exons: 5
Coding region: 30-791 (253 amino acids)
Source: RefSeq, a predicted model, not a curated record
AGUUAUUGACCCAAGGAGUAUAGUAUAGUAUGCCUCAAAGCAAAUCGGAGCGCCCUCAUAAACGUGCAAAACCUGAGCAAACCUCGCGGAAGGCGUAUAAAUUCUCAAAUGCGAUCGAUGUCAGACGCGCUCUGCAGAAUCAAGACCAGAAUGCUCAAAUAGAAGCCCUGUCUGCAUUGCGCUCGACUCUGUCCAUCAAGUCAGGAGAGACUGUUGCUCCUCAAGAUGAAAGGCUCGCACUUGUUGUGCAAUGGAUGGAGAGUUCCUCAGGUGCUCAUGAUAUUUUUGAGAUAUGGGAGGGUAUGAAUCAAUCGUCCAGUCUAUCACUCCUCGUGUCUCUGCUAUCCUCUGUCCUUGCUCUGCUGUCCUCUCAUUUCCCAUACCACUCGCACGGCAUUCCAAUUAUCAAAACGCUCUUGUCGCCAAAAUGGAUGCGCAAAAUUACAUCUUAUCUCUCUGGUUCCAACGAGCUUAUUCUCGUUUCGUUGAAACUGUUGAAUAGUAUCUCUCACUUCGGAGGUGGGAGGGAACGGAAGACACUUUUUGAAGCGUUUCCAUGGGACACGAAGACGUUGGCAAAAGUAUCGCAUAUGAGGAGGAAAGGGAAAGGAGACACAGAGGAUGCGCUCGCAAGACCUGACAUCCGCACUUAUUACUUCUUCUUUAUUCUCUCCUUCAUCGAUCCCGAAACUUCCUCACUGGUGAAAUCGACUUUCCUCGAGCAACAGAGAGACAUAUUCCUGUCUAUUUUCAAAGGUCUUUCUCAAGAUUCGUAUCUGGUAAGUCCUUGAAGUGUGCUCGGUUGGGCUGUGGUCUGAUCCAAAAGUGAAACGGACCAUGAAAAUUGGACAUGUGAGUGAUACUUGGCAUGGAAAGGAAGUAAUUAAUGUAUGGAAUAGCUCUUAAAAUUGUACGAGCGCGC